CGCAAAUCGAACUGUGCAACGCGCCAUUUUGAAAGCAGACCGGCACUCGGGUAAAGCGUAAACAAAACGUUAGUCUUGGUAGCUUCGGUGGAUUCGUAAUCCAUCGCAAUCAUGAAGUUAGUCAGAUUUCUGAUGAAACUAAGUCACGAAACAGUGACGAUAGAGCUGAAGAAUGGUACUCAAGUCCACGGCACAAUAACUGGUGUUGACGUGGCCAUGAACACUCACCUUAAAGCUGUCAAGCUGACGAUGAAACACCGUGAACCAGUGCAGCUUGAUAGUUUGAGCGUCCGAGGCAACAACAUUCGAUAUUACCUCUUGCCCGACAGUCUGCCAUUGGAAACACUCCUCAUUGAUGACACACCCAAAGCCAAAGCCAAGAAGAAGGAGGCUGCCACUAUGGGCCGUGGCCGUGGAAGGGGCAGAGGUCGUGGUCGAGGACGAGGUGGUGCCAGGGGUCGAGGACGGCGGUAGAAGACAUCAUGGCAGCCACGAAGGUGGCCAACCAGACGACAUUGGAAGAUUGCAGCAUCAGUUAUGGGGGCUUUUUGGGAAGUCAUUACAAUUUCCAAAAGCCAACAAAAUUUUUCUCUCUCUCUCUCAUUACACUAGCUUCAUCAGUAGUGUUUUGUUACUUCAACCAUUAUUCAUGUCAACUUUAUCUCUCAUUACACUAGCCUCAUCAGUAGUGUUCUAUUAGUUCAAGCAUCAUGUCAACUUUUGCCGUUACCCCCUACUAUCAAAUGUUGACAUAGUGACUUUAGGAAUCAAUUGUACAUUCACAGAAAUCGAACCACAAAAUAAACUGAUUUCCUUAGUA
This is a messenger RNA of Rhipicephalus microplus (southern cattle tick), 820 nucleotides long. RefSeq names its product small ribonucleoprotein particle protein SmD1. NCBI's taxonomy places the organism in Eukaryota, Metazoa, Arthropoda, Arachnida, Ixodida, Ixodidae. The record is from RefSeq and is a predicted model, not a curated record. Gene Ontology annotation, molecular function: RNA binding. Gene Ontology annotation, biological process: RNA processing; spliceosomal snRNP assembly.